Molecule: messenger RNA, 827 nt
Organism: Vicia villosa (hairy vetch)
Lineage: Eukaryota; Viridiplantae; Streptophyta; Magnoliopsida; Fabales; Fabaceae
Product: disease resistance response protein 206-like
Exons: 1
Coding region: 45-602 (185 amino acids)
Source: RefSeq, a predicted model, not a curated record
UGUACUCUCUCUUUCCUUCCAAGUUCCAAUAGCUAAGAAACAUAAUGGCUUCCAAACUUCCAUUACUAUUAGUUUUUGUGAUGUUAUUUGCUCUAACUUCAGCAAAUCCAAGCAAGUUCAGAAAACCAUACACACCAUGCAAAAACCUAGUCCUUUAUUUUCAUGACAUACUCUACAAUGGAAAUAAUGCAGCAAAUGCAACAUCAGCAAUAGUAGCAGCUCCACAAGGUGCUAACUUAACAAAACUAGCACCUCAAUUCAACUUUGGUAACAUAGUUGUUUUUGAUGACCCUAUCACUUUUGAUAACAACCUUCAUUCAACACCAAUUGGAAGAGCACAAGGGUUUUACAUUUAUGAUACCAAAAACACAUACACUUCUUGGCUUAGUUUCACAUUUGCUCUUAAUAGCACCUAUCAUGAAGGAACCAUUACUUUUGCUGGAGCUGAUCCAAUUCUGAAGAAAACUAGAGAUAUUUCAGUGACUGGUGGGACUGGAGAUUUCUUUAUGCAUAGGGGAAUUGCUACUAUUAUGACUGAUGCUUUUGAAGGUGAGGUUUAUUUUCGACUUCGUGUUGAUAUUAAGUUCUUUGAGUGUUGGUAAUUAUAAAAUUUAAGUGAUUAUUGCUAAAAAAUAGAAGCAAAUAAAUUUGAAGUUAAGUUGUUGUAUCUUUUCAGUUUAACUUAAAUGUAAGUCGUUUUAUGUGUGUUUUUUUUACACACGAUUUAUGGGUGUGUUUUUUUUUUUUUGAACAAUUUUAUGUGUGUUUUUUAUUAGUCCAUAAAGUGUGUGUGACUUUUGUACUUCUUUAAUUAUGAUCAAUAAAUA